Copidosoma floridanum is the source of this 1916-nucleotide messenger RNA. RefSeq lists its product as uncharacterized. The record is from RefSeq and is a predicted model, not a curated record. NCBI's taxonomy places the organism in Eukaryota, Metazoa, Arthropoda, Insecta, Hymenoptera, Encyrtidae.
GCGAUGCUACUGCGUCGCCGGAUGUGUUCACGUAUAUGUACGUGAUGCACCAAAACUACGGGAAAACUUUUGUGUAGGUGCAGGGACAAUACCUACAGAAGCUCUUGGUGCUCCUUCAGUCUGGCCCGAUCGUUUUUCUCCAUCGCUGCCGGGGAAAACGUCCAAAGCAGCCUCAGCUCGCCUUGUUUUUUUAUACAAUAUACAUAUAUACUCGCUUGUGUACUCGUUUUUAGUGUUUCCUAUAUACGCACAGCCGAUUCGUCCUUCCUGUGAAGUUUGCAACCCGCUGGCUUGUCUUCGACACUGAGUCUGCCAAGUGGAGCAACAUUCGAUAUCGACACAAUUUUAGAAUAGUCAAUUUUUUACCAAGAUGACUUCCAAAGUUCUCGUUAAACUUCCAGUCGUUCCUUUUUCGCAACGAAAAAAGCCGCCACCCGAAAUAAUCCCAUUACCCAAUAGAAACGAGGAGAAUGACGAAGACAGAUUUCAAGGGCUGUACAGUGACAGGGUAACUCAACUCGAACAAAACUUGAAAUUUUUGCAAGAUCAGCAUCAGGUUACUCUUGUCGCUCUUCACCAGGAGGUCGAUGUCCUGCGCCAGAGAAACAGAGACUUACAGUUCCAACUGGUAUUCUCCAAAGGGACUGGUUAUAGCUCCAGCAGCCCAUCCUCUCCCGAAGAUGGCGGAAAUGGAUUUGCGAAACCAAAACAAGGGAGCCCAACAAACGUCAACGUUGCUCCUCUUCAAGUUGAAUUAUUGGAAAAAGAAUUGCAGGACGUGAAAGCCACGCUAAACGAAACGAAAAAGCGUAACAUUUAUUUAACAGAAGUAGUUGAAAAGCAAAAAAAAACGAUAGAGAUACAUGAGAAAUCCAAGGAAAAGCAAAAAGCCUCGGAAAUCGGUAUUCAAGUCGACAGUCUACUCGAGUGCCAGCAAGUCGAAUUUCAAGCUCGACUAGAUGACGCGCAAGCUCUCGUUAAGCGACUGCGCCAAGAAAACGAGGAUCAGCGCAAGGAAUUGGCCAACUUGAGAUCGAGCAGUACUCACAGCAGCAAUGGCAACGGUGGCAGAAGUCGCGGUGUCCAGAGCGCCUAUCACGGCCGCGGAUCUGCAAACGAAGUCCAGGGUCAGGAGGAGAACUACCACAAAUUCCCACCUUUACAGACCCAAAGCUACUGGCAUCGCGCCUCCAGAAGUAAUUACGGAUAUGAUCAUAACUCACAAUCAGAUUACCAUCGGAACAGCAGGCAUCAUCACCAAGAUCGUCAACAAGAUCUGGAAGUCGAGGUGGACAGCACGGUCUUGCCUCAGCUGCGGAAUGGCAGCGUCCGCGUGGACAAUAGUUCGAGCUACCCUCCGUUUUACAGAUCUCGAGGGCACCACAGUAGCGGUAACUAUUAUAAGGACGACCGAGGCAAUAGAAAAUACAAAGGUCAGAAUAACAAGUCACAGCGAGAUCGUCGAGAUCAAAAUUCUAGGGACUAUCAUCAAGAGUACAAAGACAGAGAGUCAAAGGAUAACCAUCAGCGACAGCAGCAGCAAUAUCAACACCAACAGAGAGAAUAUGCAGAAUCGUCCAAGGGUUCGAGAGGCAGUCAGAGGCAAUAACAGAAUUUCAUUCCAUUUUCUCAAAUUAAAAUCGUCUCAUCGAAUAAUUCUUAUACCUAUUGAAAAUCGCUUGCAUGGUGUAUAAUCCGUAUAUUCGUUAGAAUUAUAUUCAUCUAAAGAAAAUAAAAAUCAAAUAUUGUACAACUUGAAUUUUUGCGUUUAGCAAUGAUGUUUAAGUAACAUAAUUAUUGUAUCGACCAAUUAAAUAACCACUUUUUGCUGAGGUAACACCACAAUUUAAAAAAAAAUUGUUAGCUAUUCGAUGUAUUACAUAAUAGAACAUUUUUAAAAAAUUUGAAAAAAAAAA